GCUCAUAAUAUAAUAUGUUGUAUGUACAUAUAAUUUGUAAGCCGCUCUGAGUCCCCUUCGGGGUGAGAAGGGCGGGAUAUAAAUGUAGUACAGUAGAGUCUCACUUAUCCAACAUUCGCUUAUCCAACAUUCUGGAUUAUCCAACGCAUUUUUGUAGUCAAUGUUUUCAAUACAUUGUGAUAUUUUGGUGCUAAAUUUAUAAAUACAGUAAUUACUACUUAGCAUUACUGCAUAUUGAACUACUUUUUACAUCAAAUUCGUUGUAUAACACAAUGUUUUGGUACUUAAUUUGUAAAAUCAUAACCUAAUUUGAUGUUUAAUAGGCUUUUCCUUAAUCCCUCAUUAUCCAACACAUUCGCUUAUCCAACGUUCUGCUGGCCCGUUUAUGUUCGAUAGGUGGGACUCUACUGUACUUUCUAAGCAGAGGCUGGACGGGCAUCUGCCGGGAGGGUUUGGAUUGUGUCUAGGAUUAUAUGAUUCAGUUAUGGGACUAAAGAGUGUGUUUCCCAGCCUUGUCCAGCAGGGGGCUCCCUCUGGUCCCAGGUACCUGCAGGAACUCAGGUGAGUUUACCUGUCUGGAUGGCAUGGCCGGAAAUGCAAGAAGUUGACUGAGAGCAGAAGAGGAGGCCAAGAAAGGACUGCCGGCUCUCUCCGCCUCAGUUUUAAAAAGCCACCUGGCAAGGUGCAGAAAAAAAAGGAAGAGAACAGAGUGGACAUCUGGAUAGGAUGCCCGAAGCACCGCUCACGUUGGCGGUCCUGAUCCGGACGAUCCGGAGCGCGCGGACCCAGGCGGAGGAGCGGGACCUGGUCCAGCGAGAAAGCGCCAAGAUCCGGGGAGCCUUUCGGGGGGAUGAAGCCGAGAGCCGGGCCACCAACUUAGCCAAGUUGCUGUAUAUCCACAUGCUGGGCUAUCCUGCCCAUUUCGGACAGAUGGAAUGCCUCAAGCUCAUUGCCUCGCGCCGAUUCCACGAAAAGAGGAUUGGCUACCUGGGAGCCGCCCUCCUAUUGGACGAGAAGCAAGACACUCACCUUCUGCUGACCAAUAGCAUCAAGAAUGACCUCCUGCAUUCGAGUUCCUGGGUUCAAGGCCUGGCCCUUAGUACCCUUGGGUCCUUGGGGUCGGCAGCCAUGUUUCGGGAUUUGGCCGGAGAAGUGGAGCAAUUGGCCAGAAAGGCUCAACCGUCUGUGCGGAGGAAGGCGGUGGUCUGUGCUGUACACAUCAUCCGAAAGGUUCCAGAUCUCACAGAUAUGUUCAUUCCUCUCGGCAAACACCUGUUGACGGAACAAACCUACGGCAUUUUACAUGGCGCCAUGAUGUUAAUUGCAGAGAUGUGCGAACAAAGCCCGCAGGCCCUUCAAAGCUUCAGCAAGCAUGUAUCCCAAAUGGUAGGAGUGCUGCGUAACCUAGUAGUGGCUGGAUACUCCCCGGAUCACAGUAUUUCAGGAAUCAGCAACCCAUUUCUGCAGGUACAGAUCCUGAGACUCCUAAGGAUUCUAGGACGAGACAACGAAGACACCAGCGAGGCCAUGAAUGACACCUUGGCUCAGGUUGCCACCAACACAGAGACGACACGGAAUGUGGGCAACGCCAUCCUGUAUGAGACAGUGCUGACCAUCAUGGGGGUGCAGUCAACCAGUGGACUACGGGUUCUUGCUAUCAAUAUCCUUGGGCGAUUUCUCCUCAACAAGGAUCGAAAUAUCAGAUAUGUGGCUCUGACAUCUCUUCAGAAAUUGCUGCAAACGGAAAACAGUGCCGUCCAAAGGCACCGAGACACCGUCCUGUCCUGCCUGAGUGAUCCUGACCCAACUGUGAAGAGGCGAGCGCUGCAACUGAGCCUGGCUUUGGUGAGCAACAGCAACGUGAGAACCAGCGUUAAGGAACUCCUGGUGUUUCUUGAGACCUGUGCCCCAGACCUGAAGUCGGACUGCGCUUCUGGGAUAUUUUUGGCAGCUGAGAAGUUUGCACCCAACAAGCGUUGGCACAUAGACACCAUCCUCCAAGUUCUGACCAUGGCUGGCUGGUAUGUACGUGAUGACUGUGUUCCCAACCUCAUCUGUCUCAUCGGAGGAGCCAAGGAACUCCAUAGUUAUGCAGUGCAGCAGUUAUACGGUGCCCUGGUGCAAGAUAUCUCUCAGCAACCUUUGGUCCAAGUGGCCACCUGGUGCAUCGGGGAAUACGGCAACCUCCUCCUGGACGGCAGUUGCGAAGAGGUGGAGCCGAAGCAGGUUCAUCCGGAGGAGAUCCUCUCCCUCCUGGAACGGGUGCUGCAGUCUCACCUGUCCCUUCCAGCUACCAGAGCCUAUGCCCUCACGGCCCUCAUGAAACUCGGGACACACCUCCAGGACAGCGAUGUCAACCGGAUCCGGAGUUUGGUUUCCAUUUAUUGUAGCUGUCACGACAUUGAACUGCAACAGCGAGCGGUGGAAUAUAAUGCUCUCUUCCGAAAAUAUGACCAUCUCAGAGCAUCUGUACUGGAAAAGAUGCCCUUAGCGGACAAACCUGGCGACAAUGAAGGAGAGACUGAGAAAGAACAGAAUGGAGGAGAGGAUAAUACUCCUAAUGUCCUGCAGAUGGCGCCAUCCCACAAUCACAGCCAGCCAGAGAAAUCUGACCAGGUCUACGAUCUGCUGGAUCUCCUUGGAGGACCAGUGGAUUCCUCUGUAUCCCAGCCCAGUACUGUCACACCUUCGGCCACGUCCUUGCUCGACUUCCUUGGGGAUCUAAACCCUGCAGCCACUGCCCUUCCUCGCAUGAGCGUAUAUGAACGGGACGGACUGCUUAUUGAAUUCUCGAUGGAGCGCCCAGCAUUGGAACCCACCUUAUUGCUGAUCACGGCCACCGUCUCCAACCAAAUGCCGGACGAUAUUCCCAACUUUACUCUCCAAGUCGCCGUCCCAAAGUCCUUCCAAGUGGAGCUCUUGCCCCCCAGUGGUUCCACGGUUCCAGGCCAAGGAGGAGCCCCACUUACGCAGGUCAUCCGAGUGUUGAACCCAAAGCAGGUGCCGCUCCGGAUGAGGCUACGGCUGGCUUACAGUCUUCCGACUGGGGCUGCGGUGCAACAGAUUGAGGAAAUCAACUCAUUCCCUGAGUCUGCCUGGAAAUGAACUCAUGGUACACCUUCCCCUUACUUACCUCUCGGAUGGGUUUUCCCACCAGAAGCUCUACGAAUUCCAUUUAAAGCCAUGCAAUGCCAUCAGCUCCCCAGCAGGGGUCACCUUGGUUCCACCUGGAUGGCCCUCAUUAAUAAACAAAUGCAUGCAAAUUAGGGAAGGCUGGGUGUCCCAAUGGGUGGGUUAUGGAUGGGGGAGCUUGGGUGGGUGGGUUAGGAGAGACAGGUGUGGAAAGGCCGAGAAGGGAAACAUCAAGACUGGAGUGAGUGAGAAGGGACCGAGAAGGAGGGAAUCCCCUGUCCCUGCCAAGUCUCUAUUUCCUCUCCCAGCGGCUGGCAAAUCAAUUCAAUUGAUCAGCUAGACAGGGAAAUCCACAACAACUGAGCGAGACUAAAUGGAAAUCAAUGGAGAUAAAGAGUGCAGGGGCGGGAGGGAGGCGCCGCCAAUACCAGCCGUCACAACUUUACCAAUCCCUCUUCAUUGGCGCAUUUUGUUUUAGCGACCCGAGAGCGCUGAGAUGCUCAAGCCUCAAUUCCCGCUAUAGGAAACAGAACUGCCCAAGUCAUGCCAAUAAGAGUGUUAAGCCUCAAUAAAGAAGCCAGAAAUGGGGGCUUGUUUCCUUCUCUAUGGUAGGGGCCACACGAGGCUUAUCAAUAAUUCAGUCAUUCUCAAACUGGAGCCCUCCAGAUGUUUUGGACUUCAACUCCCAGAAGCCCCAUCUGCCUUGGUCAAUGAUGGGGGAUGCUGGGACUUACUUAGGCAAUCCCUUUCAGCUGGUGGAUUAUGGCCCUCCAAGUGUAGUGAUUUAGUGGUGGAUGCGUAGGUGGCUGUGGUGACCUAUUCUUGACCUGCAUGUUCUUCCGCAGUGAAAAAAUCGGUUUCUAGAUGGAAGGCACUCCUGGUCCGGGUUGGCUUGAUGCGUCUUCCUCUUGGCAUGUUUCUCCUUAUCGUCCUCCAUGCAUGCCUCUUCAAAUUCCACAGCACUGCUGGUCACAGCUGACCUCCAGUUAGAGUGCUCAAGGGCCAGGGCUUCCCAGUUCUCAGUGUCUAUGCCACCAUUUUAAGGUUGAUUUUAAGUUCAUCUUUAAAUCUCUUUUCCUGUCCACCAACAUUACGUUUCCCAUUCUUGAGUAUAGUAACUGCUUUGGGAGACGGUGAUUGGGCAUGUGGACAACGUGGCAUUCAGUCCAGUGGAGUUGAUGGCGUAAGAGCAUCACCUCAAUGCUGGUGGUCUUUGCUUCUUCCAGUGCACUGACAUUUGUCCACUUGUCUUCCCAAGAGAUUUGCAGGAUUUUUCGGAGGCAACGCUGAUAGAAUCGUUCCAGGAGUUGAGUGUGACGUCUGUAGACAGUCCAUGUUUCGCAGGCGCAUAACAAGGUUGGGAGGACAAUAGCUUUAUAAACAAGCACCUUGGAUGUCCCUUUGGAUGUCCUAAUCCUCAAACACUCUCUGCUUCAUUUGGAGAAAUGCUGCACUCACAGAGCUCAGGCUGUGUUGUAUUUCAGUGUCAAUGUUGACUUUUGUGGAGAGGUGGCUGCCAAGGUAGUAGACAUGGUCAACAUUUUCUAAUGUUACACCAUUAAACUAUAUUCCUGGCAUUGCAGAGGGAUUAGCUGGUGCCUGUUGGAAGAGCACUUUGGUUUUCUCUAUGUUCAAUGAGAGGCUGAGCUUCUCGUAUGCUUUUCAAAGGUGUUCUGCAAAGUUGCUGGGAACUGAAGUCCAAAACACAUGGAAGCCCAGAGAUAAGUGAUGUCCACCUUCUCAUAGUUUGUAACCACUGCUGUGUUCCCAAUCAGAGUUGGGAAAAGUUACUUUUGGAUUGCUCUCCCAGAGGAUUUAGGAUUUACCAUCCCAACAAGUAGCUUUUAUAAAUUCAGGUUAAUAUGGUUACAAGACAACAUAAAAUUUGGUUUCCUACAUAUCCCUACAAUCCAGGUUUAAAGGGGAACAGCAGCCACACCUCCAGCAACUGUGGCAAGGAGUUCCACAGAUCACUCUUGUUUCUUUGGCCUGUUCCUCUGUCUCCUGUCUCUUUAACUUUGCUGGUUGUAAUUCCUAUGGGAUAGCUUUGAUAUUUGAGUGUGAAUAAAUGUUUUCUCUUA
This is a messenger RNA of Anolis carolinensis (green anole), 5213 nucleotides long. It is a transcript of the gene ap1g2, whose product is annotated as adaptor related protein complex 1 subunit gamma 2. Lineage: Eukaryota; Metazoa; Chordata; Lepidosauria; Squamata; Anolidae. The transcript is spliced from 22 exons. Bases 727 to 3105 code for a protein of 792 amino acids. Gene Ontology annotation, cellular component: AP-1 adaptor complex; Golgi apparatus; membrane coat. Gene Ontology annotation, biological process: intracellular protein transport; Golgi to vacuole transport. Gene Ontology annotation, molecular function: clathrin-cargo adaptor activity. The record is from RefSeq and is a predicted model, not a curated record.